Molecule: messenger RNA, 1481 nt
Organism: Cephus cinctus (wheat stem sawfly)
Lineage: Eukaryota; Metazoa; Arthropoda; Insecta; Hymenoptera; Cephidae
Gene: Uba4
Product: adenylyltransferase and sulfurtransferase MOCS3
Exons: 5
Coding region: 67-1374 (435 amino acids)
Biological process (GO): protein urmylation; tRNA wobble position uridine thiolation
Cellular component (GO): cytoplasm; cytosol
Molecular function (GO): thiosulfate-cyanide sulfurtransferase activity; adenylyltransferase activity; URM1 activating enzyme activity
Source: RefSeq, a predicted model, not a curated record
CCGUCCAGAUGGCGCGCCCAUAACGCGCUCUUGCUAAAUCAACCGAAAUAAACAUAAUUUAACAUAAUGGAGAAAGAAUUAGUAAAGGAAAUCGCUGAGUUACGGAAACUGUUGCAUGAGAAGGAAAAUAAACUUGCUGCGUUGCGUCGAGAAAAAGAAAUUCUGCAAAGCUAUGGACUAAGCAAUAAUGAAGUUUGUAAAUACAGUCGGCAAAUUCUUAUUCCAGAGAUUAAUAUUAAAGGUCAAGUAAAAAUAAAAAAUUCAUCUGUCCUCAUUGUCGGAGCAGGUGGACUUGGUUGUCCAUCUGCAUUAUAUUUAGCUGGUGCUGGAGUUGGUUGUAUUGGAAUUGUGGAUUAUGAUGAUGUAGAAGUUAAUAACUUGCACAGGCAGUUGUUAUUUACAGAAGAUAAUAUUGGUACACCUAAAGUGGAUGCUGCUGCAGAGUUUAUAACUCGGUUGAAUAGAAAUGUUAAAAUAAUUCCAUACAAGCUUCAGCUGAGUAGCAGUAAUGCUCUACAAGUAAUUGAAAAUUAUGACAUUGUCUUGGAUUGCACUGAUAACGUGGCUACAAGAUAUUUACUGAAUGAUGCCUGUGUGCUCAGUGGGAAACCUUUAGUAUCUGGUUCUGCAUUAAAAUUUGAGGGACAGUUAACAGUAUAUAAUUAUAAAGGGCCUUGUUACAGAUGUAUAUUUCCUACACCACCUGCACCUUAUACAGUAACUAACUGUGGAGAUGGUGGUGUUGUUGGUGCUGCUGUUGGAACAAUCGGACUUUUACAAGCUCUGGAAGCAUUGAAGAUUAUACUAGAAAUGCCUGGUGUACUUACAAGGCGUUUGUUACUCUUUGAUGGCACAGAAACAACAUUUAGAAACAUAAAAUUACGUCCAAAAAACCUAAAUUGUGCCAUUUGUGGAAAUAAUCGUACGAUACAUAAAUUAAUUGAUUAUGAACAGUUUUGUGGCGCCAAAGCAAAUGAUAAAAAUCCUGAUUUGAAGAUAUUGAGAGAUGACGAAAGAGUCACCGUCGAGGAUUAUCAUAAAAUGUAUAAUUCACAACUAACUCCUCAUAUUCUAAUCGACGUACGAUCUCCCGAAGAAUUCGAGAUUUGUCAAAUAAAAAAUUCCAUCAAUGUACCGUUCACAGAAAUUGAGAAAGACGGUUGUUUAGCAUUAAUUGAAGCAGAGGUAAACAAAAGACAACAAGAAGACGACAUAGUUGAAGUGUUUGUUUUAUGUCGCCGUGGAAACGAUUCUCAGAACGCUGUGAAACGUUUGCAAAAGUACUUUGAUAAUCCUAACGUAAAAAUAAGAGAUAUAGAAGGAGGUAUCCAUGCGUGGUCACGUAAAUUUGAUCCCCUCUUCCCAAUAUACUGAUUACACGAAUGAGAGAUCAAUUUGCGUUUUUUAUAUCCGAUUAUGUGAACUAUCUUGCGGAACAAAGAAAAAUUAUUUUUAUACAAUAAACUUUGGCAAGAACUAUA